Messenger RNA from Teleopsis dalmanni, 2109 nucleotides. RefSeq lists its product as uncharacterized. Gene Ontology annotation, molecular function: nucleic acid binding. The transcript has a single exon. The coding region runs from base 1 to 2109 and encodes 702 amino acids. The record is from RefSeq and is a predicted model, not a curated record. Gene Ontology annotation, biological process: DNA integration. NCBI's taxonomy places the organism in Eukaryota, Metazoa, Arthropoda, Insecta, Diptera, Diopsidae.
AUGAACUUGGGCCUUCGUAGGAAGUUUGAUUGGAAUUUUAUAAUCGCCAAUGUUUCAAAACCAAUUUUGGGUGCCGAUUUCUUGAAACAUUUCGGUCUUGUGGUAGAUGUAAAACGUAGUUGCCUGAGCGAUACGCAAACAAAGUUUAGUACCCAAUGUGCAUCGGAACACACUGGAUAUGAGCCAGUCUUUUCCAUUCAGAAUGACCACAAAUUCAAAGAGCUUCUAAACUCAUUCAAGGAGGUGACAAUGCCUGUUUCAUACAAUUACAAUAACGAGCCUAAGACUACGGUUCGCCACCAGAUUAUCACCAUUGGUCAGCCUGUUUUUUCGCGUGCACGGUGGCUAAAUCCGCAAAAACUGCAAGCAGCCAAGCAGGAGUUUGAGUAUAUGUUGAAGCAAGGAAUUUGUAGACCAUCCAAGAGUGAAUGGGCGAGUCCACUAAAUAUGGUGCAAAAAGGAAAUGGCUUGUGGCGACCUUGUGGCGAUUACCGUCGACUUAAUGCCCAAACAGUUCCUGACCGCUAUCCUAUUCCACACAUGCAAGAUUUCACGCAUUCGCUAAAUGGAAAACGCAUUUUUACAACAUUGGAUUUAGAAAAGGCGUACUUUAAUAUACCGGUUGCUGAAGAGGAUAGAGAAAAAACAGCAAUAAUUACACCUUUCGGCCUGUAUGUGAUGACUUUUGGAGUUUGUAAUGCAGCACAAUCAUUUCAAAGGUUCAUGGACCAAGUUCUUUUCGGAUUCAAGUUUGCCAUAUGUUAUAUUGAUGAUAUUUGCAUCGCAUCCGAUAACAUAGACGAGCACAUACAACAUGUGCGUAGCGUGCUACAACGUCUCCAGGAACAUGGUUUGAAAAUAAACAUAGCAAAAUGUGUGUUCGCAGAGGAAGAAGUAACAUUCCUUGGUCAUCUCAUUAAUCAUAAAGGAAUUCGUCCCCAAGGCAAGAAAAUGGAGACUGAAGGUAGACAUUGCACUAUUUUCACUGAUCAUAAGCCGAUAACGUAUGCAUUUCGACAGAAACCGGAAAAGGCAUCGCCACGCCAUCUAAGACAUUUAGAUUACAUCGGUCAAUUCACAACUGACAUCAUGCAUAUAGCUGGUAAGAAUAAUCCGGUAGCUGAUUUUCUGUCACGUAUCUGUCACGUCAGCAAUGAAGAUUUAGUUGACUUUGAUCAAUUAGCAGAAAGCCAGAAAACCGACAUUGAAACAAAUGGUUUUCUAUCUAAAAUGAAUAAAUCUGCACUUCAACUGAAAUGGAUACUCAUUUCAAAUUCAUCUAAGGAAAUUGCAUGUGAUGUAUCAUCAAAUCGUGUGCGUCCUUUUGUAACUGAACAGUUUAGACAACGCGUCUUUAAUUCAAUACUUAAUUUCGCACAUGCUGUUCGGCGAGCCACUAUUAAGCAAAUACCAGAACGUUUCGUAUGGCCGGGCAUGGCAAAAGACAUUGCGGAGCGAGUUAAAUUAUGUCUUCCGUGCCAACGAGCAAAAGUCACGCAACACAAUCGAUCAGCAAUUUUGAAUUUUGAUGUACCAAAUGAGCGGUUCGCUGUAAUUCACAUUGUCCUCAUUGGGCCUCUACCAUCGUCAAACGGUUACCGAUAUUGCCUUACAUGUAUCGAUCGGUUUACCAGAUGGCCAGCGGUAGUCCCUAUCGAGGAUAUACAUGCCAGCACGGUAGUCACAGCGCUCAUCAAUGGUUGGAUCAUGCACUUUGGCGUUCCGAAGCAGAUCAUAACAGAUCAAGGAAGACAGUUCGAGUCAGCACUGUUUAAUGAAUUAGCGAAACUCAUUGGUGCCAAACAUAUCCGAACUAGUCCACGUCAUCCUCAAGCGAAUGGUUUGAUUGAACGUUUUCAUCGGACUUUGAAAACUGCAAUGAAAUGUAAGCAUGAACAUCAAUGGUCUGAUGCAAUACCUUUGAUUGUAUUAGCGCUUCGAAAUAUCUUUAAAGAAGACCUGAAAGCAACUCCAGCAAAAAUGGUUUAUGGGAUAACUUUGCGGUUGCCGAGCGAUUUCCUGGAACAUGGUAAUAAUGAUACAAUCCCAGAACAUGAAUUCGUGGAAAACAUGAGACAGAUGAUCUCAUGGUCAACUGAUCAAAUAUGA